This is a messenger RNA of Hevea brasiliensis (rubber tree), 736 nucleotides long. Its product is annotated as probable ascorbate-specific transmembrane electron transporter 1. Bases 1 to 657 code for a protein of 218 amino acids. Gene Ontology annotation, molecular function: oxidoreductase activity. The transcript has 4 exons. Lineage: Eukaryota; Viridiplantae; Streptophyta; Magnoliopsida; Malpighiales; Euphorbiaceae. The record is from RefSeq and is a predicted model, not a curated record.
AUGCCACCAAAAAGUCGCAGUUACCAAGUCUCUGCUACCCCAGUAACCAUGCUUGCACAUUUGAUAGUUGUAGCUGUGGCAACCCUUGUGCUUGUUUGGCUCCUACACUUUGAGGAAGGCUUUGCUUUCAAAUCACUUAACAAAAUCAAGAUUUUGAAUGUGCACACGUUUCUAAUGAUAGUUGGAUUCAUACUUGUAGCAGGAGAAGCUAUUAUGGCAUACAAGACAAUUCCAGCAAAAAGGAAGGUGCAAAAGGCAGUUCACUUAACAUUGCAUCUGAUAGCACUCGUGGCUGGAGUUGUAGGGGUCUAUGCAGCUUUUAAGUUUAAGCAUGAGAUUGAAGAUAAAGAUAUGGUUACCUUACAUUCCUGGCUAGGCAUGAUUACCAUAUGCCUAUUUGGUCUACAGUGGGUGUUAGGUUUCUUCUCUUUUGUGUUCCCUAGAGCAGAAAUGUCAGCAAGAACCUCAUAUAUGCCAUGGCAUGUUUUUGGUGGAACGUUUAUAUUCUUUCUUGCUAUUUGCACAGCCCAGACUGGUCUGAUUCAAAGGUUCUAUAGCUUAAACCAAGAAGGGCUUAUAAUGAACUUCACAGGACUCUUGCUUGUUCUAUUUGCAGUUGGUGUUGGCCUUAGUAGUGUCCUUCCUCGAGGAUACUGAUCAUCAGAUAUAUCCAUCCAAUUUUGAGAUCUCUUCAAUCUCCCUGGCUCCUUUGAUCUAGCCAAAAAAAGAAAAGAGA